This is a messenger RNA of Adineta steineri, 492 nucleotides long. Lineage: Eukaryota; Metazoa; Rotifera; Eurotatoria; Adinetida; Adinetidae. The record is from the annotation of a GenBank genome assembly.
AUGAAUGAAUUUGGUUUACAACGCCUAUGUUUUAAAUUAAUUAAUAAUGCAACUAAACAACAAGAACAACAACAUGUCAAUAUUUUAACAAUAAUGACACAAACUGAUGAAACACAAACAACAAGAGCUUCAUCAAAACAUAAAUCAAAAAGAAAACAAUCAACUGAUCCAUUACUAACACCUCCAUCGACAAUAAAUUCACCUAUAAACAUUCCACAGUCUACUGCUACAACUAAUUCUUCAAUUGUUCCAAUAUUGUCUAGUCCAUCAUCAAGUAAUGUAUUUGAUGGUUCAAUUGAACAUGUUUGGAUAUCAUUGGCUGAACUUCCGCAUCAUACAUAUUCAACAUCGAAUUCUUCUAAACGGCCACGUACAAGUACAACUAGUGCAAAACAAACUACUACAGCACCUACAAAACGUUUUUCAUAUAAACUUUAUGACUGGAAUUUUCAUUCAACAUUAUUACCAUAUAAGUGGUAUACGAUUAAAUGA